CUUCCCAAAAUGCAAAAAUAGACAGUCAGUCCUAACGUCGGGCGUGAAGUGUCUCUUAAGCUGUGAAAGAAUGAGGAUGAGCUUUGGGUUAACAUUCAGGACGGCGAAAGGCCGCUGGAUGGCGAACCUCAACCGGCAGAGCUCAGGUGGAUCUAUUGGAUUAUUUGUGCCACCGAGUCCUCCUCUGGACCCUGAGAAGGUCAAAGAAUUACAGCGCUUCAUCACCCUUUCCAGGAGACUCCUAGUGAUGACCGGGGCGGGAGUCUCCACCGAGUCGGGGAUCCCAGACUACAGGUCAGAAAAGGUGGGGCUGUACGCCCGCACGAACCGGAAGCCCAUCCAGCAUGGGGAUUUUGUGCGGAGUGCUCCAGUCCGCCAGCGGUACUGGGCGAGAAACUUUGUGGGCUGGCCUUGGUUCUCCUCCCACCAGCCCAACCCUGCACACUGGGCUUUGAGCAACUGGGAGAGACUGGGAAAACUGUACUGGUUGGUGACCCAAAAUGUGGAUGCCUUGCACACCAAGGCGGGGAGUCGGCGCCUGACGGAACUCCACGGAUGCAUGCACAGGGUCCUCUGCUUGGACUGCGGUGAGCAGACGCCCCGCACGGCGCUGCAGGAGCGUUUUGAAGUCCUGAACCCCACCUGGAGUGCCGAGGCCCAUGGCCUGGCUCCCGACGGGGAUGUCUUCCUCACCGACGAGCAGGUACAGAGCUUCCAGGUCCCGUGCUGCUCUCGCUGUGGAGGCCCCCUGAAACCAGACGUCGUCUUCUUUGGGGGCACGGUGAACCCUGACAAGGUUGAUUUUGUGCACAAGCGUGUAAAAGAAGCCGACUCCCUCCUGGUGGUGGGAUCCUCCUUGCAGGUGUACUCCGGUUACAGGUUUAUCCUCACUGCCUGGGAGAACAAGCUACCGAUCGCAAUCCUGAACAUCGGGCCCACGCGGUCGGACGACUUGGCGUGUUUGAAACUGGAUUCUCCAUGCGGAGAGUUGCUGCCUUUAAUAGACCCGCACUGACCACAGCCGGAUGUUCUCGAGCAAGAACCUGGGACGUUCCCUUGAAUUCCGCUGCUAAUGGUAAAAUGCCUUCUCAGGUAUCAGACUCCAGUUCCCACUCAACUGGGAGCACCGACGAGAGAGAAGGUUCUAGGCUUCUUAACAUAUGGGCAUUCUUAAUUAAAACUAAUUUUUAAUGUACAUUAAGUUAUAUUGUUCGAAAGACUGUGAUUUUCCAGAUUCUAGGCACAUAGCUAUUUAAGACAAUGUUCCAAAAUAUGCCAUUGUCUUUUUUUCCCCAUUUUUAAAAAACAGCUUUAUUGAGAGAUAAUUCACAGACCAUAAAGUUCAUCCUUUAAAAGCAUACAAUCAACAUGUUUUAGUACACUCAGGAAGGCACAGGUUAAUCACCACUGUCUAAUUCCACAACGUUUUCAUCAUCCCAGGAAGAAACCUUGGACCCAUUAGCAAUUCCCCAUUCCCCACUCCCCCAGUCCCAGGCAACAACUAAUCUUUCUGUUUUUGCCUAUUCUGGACAUUUCAUACAAUAUAUAGCCUUUUAUGUCUGGCUUCUCCACUUAGCAUAAUGUUUUCCAGGUUCAUCCAUAGUGUAGCAUGUCAGUACUUUGUAUCGGUUUUAACCUAUGAAUACAACCACUUU
Messenger RNA from Vicugna pacos (alpaca), 1655 nucleotides. RefSeq names its product sirtuin 4 (gene SIRT4). The record is from RefSeq and is a predicted model, not a curated record. Gene Ontology annotation, molecular function: histone deacetylase activity, NAD-dependent; NAD+ binding. Lineage: Eukaryota; Metazoa; Chordata; Mammalia; Artiodactyla; Camelidae. Gene Ontology annotation, cellular component: mitochondrial matrix.